Molecule: messenger RNA, 5957 nt
Organism: Callithrix jacchus (white-tufted-ear marmoset)
Lineage: Eukaryota; Metazoa; Chordata; Mammalia; Primates; Cebidae
Gene: LYG1
Product: lysozyme g1
Biological process (GO): defense response to Gram-positive bacterium; peptidoglycan catabolic process
Cellular component (GO): extracellular region
Molecular function (GO): lysozyme activity
Source: RefSeq, a predicted model, not a curated record
UACUUACCAUUUCCUUGUGAUGAGAGUAUUAAAAAACUUCUCUUUUAGAUAUUUUGAAAUAUACAAUGCAAUAUUGUUAAAGAUAGUCACUCCAAUAUGCAAUGGGACACCAAACUUAUUCCUCCUAUCUAGCUGUAAUUUUCUACUUAACCAAUCUCUUCCCAUUCCUCCGAAGCCUCUAGUAACCACUAUUCUACUCCGUCCUUCUAUGAGGUCAACUUUUUUUUUUUUUUUUUUGUAUUUUUAGUAGAGAGGGGGGUUUCACUAUGUUGGCCAGGCUGGUCUUGAACUCCCGACCUCAGGUGAUCUGCCUGCCUCAGCCUCCCAAAGUGCUGGGAAUACAGGCGUGAGCCACUGCACUCAGUCAUUACAUGAGAUCAACUUUCUUAGAUUCCACAAAUGGGUGAGAUCACAUGAUUUUGACCUUCUGUGCCUUAUUUUGCUUAAUGUCCUGUAGGUUCAUCUGUGUUGCUGCAAAUGACAGGGUUUCAUGCUUUUAAUGACAGUAUAUUAUUUUUCCAUUAUGUAUAUAUACUGCAUUUUCUUUUUCCAUUCAUGCGUUGAUGGACACUUAGGAAGAUUCUACGUCUUCGCUAUUAUAAAUAAUGCAGUAAACAUGGGAGUACAUAUUUCCCCCUGACAUGUUCAUUUUCUUUGCAUACAUACCCAGCAGUGAGAUUUCUGGCUCAUAUGGCACUACUUUUAAUUUUUUGAGGGGCCUCCAUGCUGUUUUCCAUAAUGGCUAGAUUAGCAUAUAUACCCACCAAGAGUGUGUAAGGGCUCCCAUUUCUCCACGUCUACAUCAUCAUUUGUUAUUUUUUGUCUUUAAAAGCAUUUUUAGAUUGAGGGGGUACAUGUGUAGGUUUGUUACAUGGGAGUUAAAACUUAAUCCUUUCUUUUUCUUUUUCAUAAACAAAGGCAGGGUCUUGCUAUGUUGCCAGGGUGGUCUUGAAUUGCCUUGACCUCCUAAAGUGCUGGAACCACAGACGUAAGCCGCUCCACCCAGCCUAAAACUUAAUCUUCUUUUAGAAAUGUGCUUUCAUAUUCAGCAUUCCAGACUUAGUACCAUCCUCCCAGGCACUUGUAUCCUCUUGUUUUCUCUCAUCCUUGGCAUCUUGUCCCAAACCGAGUCCUGUCAAUUCCACCUCUAAAAUAGAUCUGUAAUAUCUUUCCUUUUCUCUUAGCCAUCUGUAUUAGUCUGCAUUCAUGUGGCUGAUAAAGACAUGCCUGAGACUGAGAAAUUUACAAAAGAAAGAGGUUUAAUGGAUUCACAGUUCUGCGUGGCUAGGAAGGCCUCACUAUCAUGGCAGAAGGUGCAAGGCACAUCUCACAUGGCAGCAGACAAGAGAAGAGUGAGACCCAAGUGAAAGGAGUUUCCCCUAAUAAAACCAUCAGAUCUCAUGAGACUUAUAAACUACAAUGAGAACAGUGUAGGGGAAACUGCCCCCGUAAUUCAAUUAUCUCCCACUGGGUCCCUCCCACAACACAAGGGAAUUAUGGAAGCUACAAUUUGAGAUGAAAUAUCAGUGGGGACACAGCCAAAUCAUAACAUUCCAGUCCUGACACCUCCCAAAUCUCAUGUCCUCACAUUUCAAAACCAAUCAUGCCUUCCCAACAGCCCCUUGAAGUCUUUUUUUUUUUUUUUUGAGAUGGAAUCUCUCUCCAUCACUCAGGCUGGAGUGCAGUGGCUCAAUCUCAGCUCACUGCAACCUCUGCCUCCUGGGUUCAAGUAAUUCUCCUGUCUCAGCCUGCCAAGUAGCUGGGACUACAGGCACCUGCCACCACACUUGGCUAAAUUUAUCGUUGUUGUUGUUGUUGGUGGUGGUGGUUUUGAGAUGGAGUUUUGUUCUUGUUGCCCAGGCUGGAAUGCAAUGGCACAAUGAUCUCUGCUCACUAACCUCUGCCUCCUGGGUUCAAGUGAUUCUCCAGCCUCAGCCUCCCAAGUAGCUGGAAUUACAGGCAUGCACUACCACACAGGGCUAAUUUUUUUUUUUUGUUUGUUUUUUUUUUUUAGUAGAGAUAGGGUUUCUCCAUGUUGGUUAAGCUGAUCUUGAACUCUCUCAGGUGAUCUGCCCACCUCGGCCUCCCAAAGUGCUGGGAUUACAGGCAUGAGCCACUGUUCCCGGCCUUAAUUUUUGUAUUUUUAGUAGAGAUGAAGUUUCACCUUGUUGAUCAGGCUGGUCUCAAACUCCUGACUUCAGGUGAUCCACCCGCCUCGGCAUGCCAAACUGCUGGGAUUACAGGCGUGAGCCACCACACCCAGCCCCCUAAAGUCUUCAUUCAUUUCAGCAUUAACUCAAAAGUUCAUAGUCUAAUGUCUCAUCUGAGACAAGGCAAAUCCCUUCUGCCUAUGAUCCUGUAAAAUUAAGAGCAAGUUAGUUACUUCCUAGAUACAAUGGGGAUACAGGUAUUGGGUAAAUACGGUCAUUCCAAAUGGAAGAAAUUGGCCAAAACAAAAGGGCUACAGGCCCCAUACAAGUCAAAAUCCAGCAGGGCAUUGAUAUCUCAAAGUUCCAAAAUGAUCUUUGACUCCACAUCUCACAUACAGGUCAUGCUGAUGCAAGAGGUGGGUUUCCAUGGUCUUGCAGGACUUUGUAGGGUAUAGCCUCCCUCCUGGCUGCUCUCAUGGGCUGGCAUUUACUGUCUGAAGCUUUGCCAGGUGUGCAGUGCAAGCUGUCAGUGGAUCUAACAUUUUAGGGUCUGGAGGAUGGUGGCCCUCUUCUCAUGGGUCCACUAGGCAGCACCCCAGUGGGAACUCUGGGGGCACCCAUACCACAUUUCUUUCCUCACUGCCCUAGCAGAGGUUCUCCAUGAGGGACCCAUCCCUGCAGCAAACUUCUGCCUAGACAUCCAGGCAUUUCUAUACAUCCUCUGAAAUCUAAGCAGAGGUUCCCAAACCUCAAUUCUUGACUUCUUGACUUUUGUGUACCUUCAGGCUCAAUGCCAUGUGGAAGCUGGCAAGGCUUGAGGCUUGCAUCCUCUGAAGCCAUGGCCCAAGCUGUACCUUGGCCCCUUUUAGUCAUGGCUAUAAUAGCUGGGACACAGGGCACCAAGUCCCUAGACUGCACACAGCAGAGGGACCCUGGGCCCAGCCCACAAAACAAAUUUUUCCUUCUAGGCUUCUGGGCUUGUGUGGGAAGGGGCUGCCGUCCAGGUCUCUGACAUCCCCUGAAAAUGUUUUCUCCAUUGUCUUGGUGUUUACCAUUCAGCUCCUCAUUACUUAUGCAAAUUUCUGCAGUCAGCUUGAAUUUUUCCUCAGAAAAUGGGAUUUUCUUCUCUAUGGCAUUGUCAGGCUGCAAAUUUUCCAAACGUUUACUCUCUGGUUUUCUUAAAAACUGAAUGCCUUUAAUAGAACCCAAAUCACCUCUUGAAUGCUUUGCUGCUUACAGAUUUCUUCCAACAGAUAUCCUGAAUCAUUUCUCUGAAGUUCAAAUUUUCACAUAUCUUUAGGGCAGAGGCAAAAUGCCACCAGCCUCUUUGCUAAAACAUAGCAAGGGUCACCUUUGCUCCAGUUCCCAAGUUCCUCAUCUCUAUCUGAGACUACCUCAGCCUGGAUUUCAUUGUCCAAAUCAUUAUCUGUAUUUUGGUCAAAGCCAUUCGACAUGUCUCUAGGAGGUUCCAAACUUUCCCACAUUUUCCUGUCUUCUGAGCCCUCCAAAGUGAUUCAGCCUCUGCCUGUUACCCACUUCCAAAGUUGCUUCCACAUUUUUGGGUAUCUUUUCAGCAGUGCCCCACCCUUGGUACCAACUUACUGCUAUAUUAGUCCAUUUUCAUGCCGCUGAUAAAGCAAUGCCCGAGGCCAGGCGGGGUGGCUCUUGCCUGUAAUCCCAGCCCUUUAGGAGGCUGAGGUGGGCAGAUCACUUGAAGUCAGGAGUUUGAGACCAGUCUGGCCAACAUGAUGAAACCCUGUCUCCACUUAAAAAAAAAAAAAAAUUAGCCAGGCACAGCUGCAGGCACCUGUAAUUCCAGCUACUGGGGAGGCUGAGGCAGGAGAAUCACUUGAACUCAGGUCUCAGUGAGCCAAGAUCGCCCCACUGCUCUCCAGCCUAGGUGACAGAGUGAGACUCUGUCUUAAAAAAAAAAAAAAAGACAUGCUUGAGACUUAGCAAUUUAUAAAAGAAAGAGGUUGAAUGGACUCAUAGUUCCAUGUAGCUGGGGAAGCCUCAUAAUCAUGGCAGCAGGUGAAAGGUACAGUUCACAUGUACAAGACAAGAAUGAGACAACAGAUAAGAAUGAGAGCCAAGCAAAAGGGGUUUCCCCUUAUAAAACCAUCAGAUCCCAUGAGACUUAUUCAUGACCAUGAGAACAGUGUGGGGGAAACCACCCCAAUGAUUCAGUUAUCUCCCACUGUGUCCCUCCCACAACACAAGGGAAUUAUGUGAGCUACAAUUUGAGAUGAAAUUUCAAUGGGGACACAGCCAAACCAUAGUCCCAUCACUCUAGUCCAACCAUCAUCUCUCAUCUGGUCUUCUGUGAAGUCUCCUGAGCCACUCUGGCUCACUUCCAAUGCAAUCAGCAGCCAGGGAACACUUUCAAAAACAGUCAGAUUUUAUAAAUGUGACUGUCAUGUCCCUGAGGAGUGUCCAGGAGGCUGGAUGGAAAACGCCCUCAGCUUCUAGGAUUCUUAGGGUUGGGGGCCCAGUUGCAGCAGCUAAGGAGUUGGAAGUCAUCAUAGAGAGGCAGCAUCUAUAAGAAGUCAUUUCUCAGAGAAAUAUGUGGGAACCAGAGACAACAGCUCCUUUGGGGACUGAAGGUGGCUGGAAUGUGGAACAGGAGACCAAAGAAGCAAGAGUCCAGGAAACACCUGCCUGAAAGGAAUUACCUAGAACUUAAGAGCUGAAUGCAGCUGGGGGCAGCAUCCACAGGAAGAGAAGCUUUGAUGCCAGCCUCGACUUGGGUUUCUAGUUGAGCUCCCCCAUUCCCAAGGAAGCCGCUUUCCUCAGCUAUCAACUCAGGUGAUUAAAUGAGAAGCCAAAGACAUGACAUGCGCAAAAGAUCCUGAUAUCUUCAAUAAAUACUUUCAACCGGCAUUUGGUGACUAAUUUGUGCUCUGUGGGACAAGUACUAGGCAGAACCUGGACUAAAGGAUGAGAUCAACACUUUUAAAAAGAGAAAGAGGACAGAACUCUAUAUAAACUGCUUGGGCUCACUACCUCUAAGGAGGAGUGCUGACUGAAGACGGAAGUGUUUCAGGAACUGUAGAGCCAGAUCGUCAUCAUGCCUGCAUUGUGGCUGCUGCUGGGCCUUCUUGCCCUUGUGGAUUUGUCUGAAAGCAGCAACUGGGGAUGCUAUGGAAACAUUCAAACCCUGGACACCCCUGGAGCAUCUUGUAGGACUGGAAGACGUCAUGGCCUGAACUACUGUGGAGUUCGUGCUUCUGAAAGGCUGGCUGAAAUAGACAUGCCAUACCUCCUGAAAUAUCAGCCCAUGAUGCAAACCAUUAGCCAAAAGUACUGCAUGGAUCCUGCUGUGAUCGCUGGUGUCUUGUCCAGGAAGUCUCCCAGUGACAACAGUCUGGUCAACGUGGGUGAUAGGACUAGCUUGGUGCAGGACCCUGGCUCUUAUGCUCCCACUUCCUGGAUUAGUGAGUCUCAGGUUUCUCAGAUGACUGAGGUUCUGACUACUAGAAUCAAAGAAAUCCAGAGGAGGUUUCCAACCUGGACCCCUGACCAGUACCUGAGAGGUGGACUCUGUGCCUACAGUGGGGGUGCUGGCUAUGUCCGAAGCAGCCAGGACCUGAGCUGUGACUUCUGCAAUGAUGUUCUUGCACGAGCCAAGUACCUCAAGAGACAUGGCUUCUAACACCUCAGAUGAAACCCAAGAUCAUGAUCACAUAUGCAGCCUUGAAUGUUACACAGAUAAAACUAGCCAAGGGUGCCUGUAACUGGGAAUCUGAGUUUGACCUAAAAGUCAUCAAAAUAACAUCAGUCACAUUAAAAGAAGAAUUAUAACCUGCA